AUGGAACAAACCACACCAGCCUUGAUUACAGAAGUGACAAGAAUAUAUGCCUAUAACCACACCUAUCAGGAAUAUUGUGUCAUGGAGAAGACAAUUCUCAGGUGGUUGAAUGUCAUCACUGAAGUGGUCGGAUUGGCAGGAAAUGCAGCUGUGGUCUGGUUCCUGGGCUUCCGGAUUCUGAGAAAUGCCAUCUCAGUUUACAUUCUAAAUCUGGCUGUGGCUGACUUUCUCUACCUAUGCUUUCAACUUAUAUAUUCCCUGAUUGAACUUAUCAUCGAUUUCCAUAAUAGUAUGAUCUAUGUCCCUUAUGUCUCUUACUUUGUGAUUUAUUAUUUUCAUACAGCAGGCCUGAGCUUCCUCAGUGUUAUUAGCCUGGAGCGCUGCCUGUCUGUCCUGUGUCCCAUCUGGUACUGGUUACGGCGCCCAAAACAUGUAUCAUCCUUCAUGUGUCUGCUGGUCUGGGUAAUAUUACUGAUGUUUACUGUUUUGCAAUUUUAUUACUGUGCAGGAUGGGGUGACCUUUCUUAUAGGAACUGGUGUCAGUUCUUUAGGUGUUCUCAUUAUGCGUUCUUGGGAUUUUUACUUUCACUUCUUACAGGGUCCAUCCUGGUUCUGGCUGUAAGAAUGUUUUGUGGUUCUAAACGAAUGUCACUAACAAGGUUGUAUGUUACCAUCCUUCUCACAGUCCUGGUCUUCAUCUUCUGUGGUCUGCCUUAUUGCCUCUCCUGGUUACUAAUAGAAGCAAGGGAGAUUGAUAUUUAUGUUUUCUCCUGUUACUUUAUUAGGCUUAUGGUUUUCCUCUCUUGUGUUAACAGCUGUGCCAACCCCAUCAUUUACUUCUUUGUUGGCUCCUUCAGGCAGCCGCAGAGGCAGACUCUCAAGCAGGUUCUGCAGAGGGCUCUGCAGGACACUCCUGAAGACAAUGAACGCAGAGGCAGACUUUCUCAGGGGACCCUGGAGAUGUCAAGAAGAGCUGAGCAAUGA
Messenger RNA from Perognathus longimembris pacificus (Pacific pocket mouse), 984 nucleotides. Its product is annotated as mas-related G-protein coupled receptor member A-like. Gene Ontology annotation, molecular function: G protein-coupled receptor activity. Gene Ontology annotation, cellular component: membrane. The record is from RefSeq and is a predicted model, not a curated record. Bases 1 to 984 code for a protein of 327 amino acids. The transcript has a single exon. NCBI's taxonomy places the organism in Eukaryota, Metazoa, Chordata, Mammalia, Rodentia, Heteromyidae. Gene Ontology annotation, biological process: G protein-coupled receptor signaling pathway.